Messenger RNA from Blastomyces gilchristii SLH14081, 231 nucleotides. RefSeq lists its product as uncharacterized. Lineage: Eukaryota; Fungi; Ascomycota; Eurotiomycetes; Onygenales; Ajellomycetaceae. The record is from RefSeq and is a predicted model, not a curated record. The transcript has 3 exons. The coding region runs from base 1 to 231 and encodes 76 amino acids.
AUGGCAGACCCAGGAUCUCAGGGCUCCGGCGAUAUUGAUGAUAAGAUGAAGGGAGCCACCCAACCAGGAGACUCUAAGACUACUGCCCAGAAGCUUUCCGAGUCGGUGCAGCAGGGCGUUGAGACCGCAAAACAGAGUGCCGGAUCAGCUUCAGAGUCAGCCAAGGAUGCAGCGUCCAAGGCAUCGGAAACCGCCUCGGAAACACUUGACGGGGGUGGCAAUAAGAAAUAA